GCCCCUCUGCCCUCGUCUCCCGCAGAGCGAUGGUGCGGAGGGCGCCCGGCGUGUCCCUCGCCCUGCUCCUCUGGGUGACGGCAGCCUGCGGCAGCCCAGACGGGCCGGGGGCCGCCGCCGCUCGAAGGCAAGACGAGGCGUUCGCCACGGCCAGAUGCGCCUCUAGGUGCCUGAGCCUGCAGAUCACCCGCAUCUCCGCCUUCUUCAAGCAUUUCCAGAACAAUGGGUCACUUGCUUGGUGCCAGAAUCAUAAACAGUGUUCAAAGUGCCUGGAGCCCUGCAAAGAGUCCUGGGACCUGAAGAAAAACCAUUGCCAAAGCUUCUGUGAGCCUCUUUUCCCCAAGAAGAAUUAUGAAUGCCUAACUAGCUGUGAAUUCCUUAAGUAUAUCCUGUCUGUGAAGCAAGGGGACUGCCCAGCACCUGAGAAGGCCAGUGGUUUUGCAGCUGCCUGCGUUGAAAGCUGUGAAACUGAUAUUGAAUGUUCUGGAGUGAAGAAAUGCUGUUCCAAUGGAUGUGGUCACACGUGCCAAAUUCCAAAAAAUCUGUACAAAGGUGUUCCACUGAAACCUCGGAAAGAAUUAAAAUUCAUAGAACAUCAGUCUGGAGACCUGGAGGUGAAGUGGUCUUCAAAAUUCAAUAUUUCCAUUGAGCCUGUGAUCUAUGUUGUUCAGAGGAGGUGGAAUCAAGGAAUCCAUCCAAGUGAGGAUGAUGCUACAAACUGGCAAACUGUGGCACAGACCACGGAGGAGCGCGUUCGGCUGCCGGACACCCGCGCGAGCCGGUGGUACCAGUUCCGCGUGGCUGCGGUGAACGUGCACGGGACGAGGGGCUUCACAGCACCCAGCAAGCACUUCCGCUCCUCCAGAGAUCCAUCUGCUCCACCAGCUCCAUCUAAUAUCAGGAUUGCCAAUAUCAGUGCAAACAAUGAUGGGAGUGUAAAUGCAAUGAUCACUUGGGAUCUUCCAGAAGAGCCUGAUAUCCCAGUGCACCACUACAAAGUCUUCUGGAGCUGGACAUACAGCAAAUAUGUAAUUCCAGCAAAAAAAAAGAGAAGGAAGAUUACUGAUGGGGCCCAAAAUUAUGUGGUCCUGGAGGGGCUCCAGCCCAACAGCAACUACAAUGUGGAGCUGCAGGCAGUAACACGUUGGGGUCAGAUACGCCUAAAAAGUGCUAAGGUUUCUCUCCAUUUUAGCACCACUCAGGACAUCAGGAAUAAUAAAGAACGGACAUCUGCUGGGAAACCACAGAAAGGACUGGUAGAUCACUAUCCAACCUUUCAAAGAAGGAAAACCACUCGUUUUCUUAAAAUUGGAACUCCCUUCUAUCAGGACAAUCAACUUCAGGUCAAAGUCUACUGGAAGAAGACAGAUAUCAGCAUGAAUCAAUUCCAAGUCCACUGGUUACUGGAGUCCUGUGCACACAAUGACACCAAAGGACAUAGGAAAGUCACAGAGCUGACUUACGAAAACUACAUUAUUCUGAAGGACUUGUCAUUUUCAUGCAAAUACAAAGUAACUAUUCUGCCUGCAAAAUCUAAAGGUCGUUUUAAGGCUGAGAGUACGUUCUUUGUUACCCCACCUUGCUCUGCAUUUAAAGAAAAAAAACACAAGCACAUUAAUUGUCCUGCUGAAGGAGUGCCAGUCGUACCCAAAGUGUUGGCCAAACCCGAGAAUCUGUCUGCAUCUUUCAUUGUUCAGGAAGGUAACAUCACUGGUCAUUUUAGCUGGAAGAUAUCCAAGGCAGAUCUUCACCAGCCCAUGACAGGGUUUCAGGUCACUUGGGCAGAAGUGACCACAGAGAGCCGGCAGAACAGUUUACCCAACAGCAUCAUCUCGCAGUCACAGAUACUGCCAGCAGAUCAUUACAUACUCACUGUGCCCAACCUGAGGCCCUCCAUGCUGUACCGCCUGGAAGUUCAAGUGCUGACCACUGGAGGGGAAGGGCCAGCCACGAUCAAAUCCUUCCGGACGCCUGACCUUCCUCCAUUUGCACCCCACAGACCUCAUCUGAAGCAACAUCAUCCACAUCACUACAAGCCAUCCCCAGAGAAAUACUAGACUGUUUCAGAUGAUUAUACAAAUAACUGAGGGAAAAAACUGAGCUUCCAAAUGAGGGCUGGGUAACAGCACAUCUGUUGGAGCAGUGAACCCAGCUUUCCAAUGGAAGUUACCAUCCUGUACGAUCUGUAUCUAUUUCUCUGUAGUUUAGCCAUGAAGAAUAAUGUUUGCACCAUCACCAAGAUGAAUCAUACAGCAAGUAUCAUUUCAGUACCAGCACUAUUCAACAAACUGAAGAUUGCAUCCAACUUAACACCUGUGAGAAAAUGUUCAUUAUAUUGUUCCUUAUAAUAUUUUCGUAUUCUGUGUU
This is a messenger RNA of Sturnus vulgaris (Common starling), 2367 nucleotides long. RefSeq names its product anosmin 1 (gene ANOS1). Gene Ontology annotation, biological process: neuron differentiation. Gene Ontology annotation, molecular function: peptidase inhibitor activity; protein binding. Gene Ontology annotation, cellular component: cell surface; extracellular region. The record is from RefSeq and is a predicted model, not a curated record. Lineage: Eukaryota; Metazoa; Chordata; Aves; Passeriformes; Sturnidae.